AUGAGGUUCAUCUACACGUGUUUGUGCUUCGCCUCUAUGCUGAAGAUCGUCCUGCCGGCGCCGGCAGACGGUUUCGUGUUCCCGGAUGAUCGGAGACGGGAAAAGAAAUUGGAACCUGUGAUCACUCCGCCUGUUCUGCCAGUUUUGGAACAUUUGGAGCGUGAUCCGAGUACUCUGCUGCCUCAUGAGAGGCGUGCUGCGGGACCUGGUCAAGUGAAGCCGAGAUUUGGCUUUGGUGGAGGUUUCAAUGUGGCUCCAUCAGGGACUGGAGGUCUGACAGCGAGUGUGAGCAGCAGUGCAAAUGGUCUGGGUACGAGUCAGUCCGCGUCCCAGUCGAUUUCGUUCGGGUUCAAUGAAGGGUUCAGCGCAUCGCACUCCGCCAGCCAAGCGUCGUCGUUCAAUGGAUUCGGAAGCGGCUUCAGCGGCAGUCAAGCAAGCAGUCAAGCCGCUUCAUUCAGUGGUUCUGGUCUGUCAGCAUCAGGUGCUGCUUCAUCAGCUUCGGCCCUUGGAGGUGGUUUUGGAGGUGGUUUCGGAGGUGGAAGCCAAAGCCAGAGUGCAUCCUCUGCUUUUGGGUUUAACUCUUUAAAUGGAUUCCAACAACAACCUUAUUUCGGUGACGGUCUGUUGGAUGUUAGACACAGAGGCAUCCCUAACUUCCCCUUCCCCGAUUUUGUGGGCAGAAUCUGUGUAAUUUGUGUUGUGAGUGGGUGGAGAGUGUUUCCCUUGCCCGAUGCGCCUGCACCGACUACUGUGCGUGCGCCGGCGCCGUUGCCCGUACUGAAUAUUGACUUCAAUAAUCGCGUAAAGCCUACUCCUGUAGUAACAUCGUCGUUCAAUAGGAUCACCACAACGGCUGAUAAUAUUCCUAACAAAUUAAACAUUAAGCCGACGAGUGUCACUCCCUUCUUGUCUACUCAGGAUGUCAGCGUGCCGUCAUCUGAUCUGUUACCACCGAAGGAAUCUUCGACAUAUCAGCUAUCUGAUGUGGAACUAGUUGAUUUGUUACGUGGUUAUACUCCGAAGGGAAAAGUGCAACUGACUAAAGUGGAUACUCAUGUCGGCAUCUUACCUGAUGGCGUCUACUUCGUACCUGAAGAUGAGGCCUUGAGUGGAGAAUCGAAGUACUUGGAAUUAAACGUAAGCGAUGAUACGGUUUACGAUGAAGCACAUCACAUAGGCAACCUAUUCAUUUGGGCCUUGAAGACACCCAGGUUAUAUACCCUGGAGCACGUCAUACCAUAG
Messenger RNA from Spodoptera littoralis (African cotton leafworm), 1242 nucleotides. Lineage: Eukaryota; Metazoa; Arthropoda; Insecta; Lepidoptera; Noctuidae. The record is from the annotation of a GenBank genome assembly.